AAAGCACAGCCGGAACCGGAAUUGCGGCCCGGUUUUUUAGGAAGUAAACAAACCCUGUGUAGCUCAGAGUGGGAUUCGCCGGAGUUUGUCCAGAUUGUCGUUUAGUGUUCGUGUUUCUUACUGUCAGCAGAUAAUGUUACAGUUUUGCGUGUGUGAUAGAUAAAGUCUGACCUCAUCGGCUGUCACACUGCGUCAUCACCGGGUGUAGUACCGCAGCUCCAUCAUGUCAAGGAAACAGUCAGGAAAGCCCAUAAAGGGAAACAGGAAGUGUGAAUUAGAGAGGAAGAGAGACGAGAGGGCGGCCCGCCGGGCUCUGGCCAAAGACAGGAAGAACAGACCUCCAGGGGGGGAUGAUGGAGAGGAGUUUGUCAGCUUCUCCAACCAGCUUCAGGCUCUGGGGCUCAAACUCCGAGAGGUGCCUGGAGACGGGAACUGUUUGUUCCGGGCUCUUGGAGAUCAGCUGGAGGGACAUUCGCGAGGUCAUCUGCGUCUGCGGCAGGAGACGGUACAGUACAUGAUGGCGCACAGACAGGACUUCGAACCCUUCGUUGAAGAUGACGUGCCAUUCACACAGCAUUUGUCAAACCUCUCACAGCCGGGCACAUUUGCCGGUAACGACGCCAUUGUGGCCUUCGCACGCAGCCAGCAAUUAAAAGUGGUUAUUCAUCAGCUGAACGCUCCUUUGUGGGAGAUAAAUGGUACAGAUAAGCCUUCAUGUCGUGAGCUGCACAUCGCGUAUCGCUAUGGAGACCAUUACGACAGCGUCCGAAAGAUUGGAGACAACUCUGAGAGUCCGGCCCAUCUGCGUAUAGAGAGUCUGAAUAAUUCCAGACGCUUUGGAGACGGUCAGAAGGAGAAGUCGAGAGGCGCCUCUCCCUCACGCUCUGUCUCUGAAGAUGAAGAGCUGAUCUUGAGCAUUCUCUGUGCCGAUAGUCAAUCGGACAAUCUGUGUCAAUCAAGUGCCGCAUCACAGACAUGCCACGGUGAUUGGCUGGAGUCUGAACUGAACAACCAAUUGUCACAGAGAGAUUGUGCCUCAGAGACACACUCUUUAUGUCAAGGCAUGCAAGCUGAAUGUAGUGAGAACACGUCGCCAGCAGAGGGCAGCAUUGCACACAAACCCAAGCUUUCUAACAAACAAAGGAAAGAGCAACAGCGCCUAGAAAAGAAGAAACGUCAGGAGGAGAGACAUAGACAGAAGGUUUUACAGGCCAGAGGGUCACAUGAUCAGAAUCAGAACGUACCUGAAGCCGUCACUCUCGUGCCAGCGCUCAACACCCUGAGCAUCUAGAGCGAACAUGGGAAACCGUUUUAGGUGAUCCGUACACUGUGUCAUGAUCCAGAAACUUUAAAUGUGUAAAUGUACAGGAACUGUGUUGUACGAUUGAGGGUGCUUUUCUUUCGCAUGGGGAUGACGUCAAGAUGUGUCAGGCUGUGCGCUGUGCUUGAGAUUGCUGGCGGCUGCAUUUUUGUACAGAACAUAGUCAAACAUUAACCCUCAUUCAUUUCAGUUGGCCCAUCUGAGCUCAGCCAAAGAACACUUGGAGAGGGAACCCAAAUAUAUUUAAUAAUGGACCACUGUUUAAGCCUGUCAGGAUAUUUGAUUCAUUUGUUUAAAACAUUUUUGGUUCGGUUCUAUUCCUACAUUCAGUUUUUGCAUUCGAAUGAUUGCGGUUUCAAUUUAGCAUUUCAUUUUCAAACAGUUGGGCAACUUCAUAUUCUGCAGUGGAAUUCUAUAAAUAAACUUUUCAAAUGGGAUUUAAGUUGUGUACUAUUAAAUAUUAUUCUCUAAAAGGGUAAAUCUCAGGAAAAAGCCCCUUUAUCAUUCCUGUGAAGCAAAAUUAUUAAUUGAAAAAUGCAUACUUUUUUAAGUAUAAAUUAUUAC
Labeo rohita (rohu) is the source of this 1885-nucleotide messenger RNA. It is a transcript of the gene otud3, whose product is annotated as OTU deubiquitinase 3. The coding region runs from base 224 to 1291 and encodes 355 amino acids. Gene Ontology annotation, molecular function: cysteine-type deubiquitinase activity. The transcript has 8 exons. Lineage: Eukaryota; Metazoa; Chordata; Actinopteri; Cypriniformes; Cyprinidae. Gene Ontology annotation, biological process: protein deubiquitination. The record is from RefSeq and is a predicted model, not a curated record.